AUGUGGCCUCUUCGACAGCCUAUUCAAGUAAAGCCAUCGAACAGGCAGCUGAGGGAACCGGAACGCGUACAUAGAUGGGCAGCACUCAGAAGUCUUCUUCUCUAUUGUUUUUUUACUGACCAGAAGUUCCCGAUGAUGUCGAUCCCGUGUAUACUAACUUUCGUUCUGAUAGCAGUUUCUUCGACGGGGUAUACACACGAAAUUCCGGAGUGCCCUGAGAGAAAUCGCGCUUUAAGUGAAAACCUAAGAGAUCAGUUAUUCUCGGGAAUCUUGGCUAAAAAACCUGACUUGAAGUACAACUGUACUUUGGAAUUGACAGCUGCACGUAUGUUGGAGCGAAAAGAUCGUGAAAAAACUAUGGAUACUCUAUCUAAAAACAAGUCCCGUUUAUUUUUCGAAAAAGAAGAUGCCGAUAAUGGUGUUGCAGUCGUGACUAAAACAGCUUUAGAUACGUGGAAAGAUUACUUUUCUCAAUUGGGUCACCGAGAAAGCGUCGGCUGUAACUACGUUUUCGAGGAUAACAAGAAGCACAAGUACAUCUGCCUUUUCGAGUAG
This is a messenger RNA of Necator americanus (New World hookworm), 555 nucleotides long. RefSeq lists its product as uncharacterized. Bases 1 to 555 code for a protein of 184 amino acids. The transcript has 6 exons. The record is from RefSeq and is a predicted model, not a curated record. NCBI's taxonomy places the organism in Eukaryota, Metazoa, Nematoda, Chromadorea, Rhabditida, Ancylostomatidae.